This is a messenger RNA of Cicer arietinum (chickpea), 2310 nucleotides long. RefSeq names its product protein BONZAI 3. Gene Ontology annotation, molecular function: calcium-dependent phospholipid binding. The record is from RefSeq and is a predicted model, not a curated record. NCBI's taxonomy places the organism in Eukaryota, Viridiplantae, Streptophyta, Magnoliopsida, Fabales, Fabaceae. Gene Ontology annotation, biological process: cellular response to calcium ion. Gene Ontology annotation, cellular component: plasma membrane.
AAAUUAAUCGUUUGUGAUUUGUUUGUUAAACUAACAGAUAGCGAUUUUGCAGUUCGUCCAAUAAAAAAAAUGCGUUAUUAUUAAUAACUAACUAUAUAAUAAUAAAUCACAAAUUAAAAGCAUCGAUCGAUCGCACGCACACUGUUCCAUUGUUGAGAUUGAAAAUCAAAUUAGGGUUUGGAAAAAGGAUUUAUUAGACAGAGAGUAAGAAUGGGAGGGUGUUUGUCAGAUACGAAAGGAGCGAAAGAAGCAGUGGGAGGAGGUUCUCAAAAUCAAAAUCAAAUUGCGACAACAAGUAACAGCAAUGACGCCGUCGAAUUCUUCUAUACGUCUCAGGGUUUUCAGCCAUUGUUCACUCAAGUUCAGUUAUCACUCUCAGCGUGUAACUUACUUGAUCUGGACAUUGCAUCAAAGAGUGAUCCAAUGGUUGUGGUAUAUGCAAAGAAAGAAGGUGGGAAAUUGGAAGAAUUAGGACGCACUGAAGUGAUAACAAAUUGUUUGAAUCCAGAAUGGAUACACAAAAUUACUAUUGCAUUUCAGUUCGAGAUUGUUCAACCACUUGUAUUUCUUGUGUAUGACAUUGACACAGCAUAUCAUGGCGUUGCCACCAAGACACUAAAACUGAAAGAUCAACAAUUCCUUGGAGAGGCCAGUUGCACUUUAUCAGAGAUAGUGACCAAACCAAGCCGACGCUUAACCUUAAAGCUUCAAAGCAAAAGAGGGAAUAGUAGUCAAAGAAAUCUAGGGGCAAUUACCAUUCAUGCUGAAGAGACUGUUGCUGCAAAGACUGCUGUUGAGAUUAUCUUUCGUUGUUCUCACUUGGAUAACAAAGACACUUUUUCUAAAAGUGAUCCUUUUCUAAGGAUAUCAAGAAUGGUUGAGAGUGGAGGUUCUGUGCCUAUCUGCAAGACUGAAGUUAUAGACAACAAUUUAAAUCCAAAAUGGAAACCUGUUUGUCUCAAUUCCCAACAGUUUGGAAGUAAAGAUAAUCCAUUAGUUAUUGAGUGUUUUGAUUUCAAUAGCAGUGGCAAUCAUGUACUUAUCGGUAAACUGCAGAAAUCAGUAGCAGAGCUUGAAAAACUAUACCAAGAGAAAACAGGCACGAAUUUCGUUAUGCCAUCAACACACCACAAACAAGAGAAGGUUCUGAAGGGUAAACUCUUUGUGGAUCAAUAUUGUGAAAAAGAACAGUUCAGUUUUAUUGACUACAUAUCUAGUGGAUUUGAACUGAACUUCAUGGUUGCUGUUGAUUUCACUGCUUCAAAUGGAAAUCCUCAACAGUCAGAUUCUUUGCAUUACAUCGAUGUAUCCGGUCGGUUGAACUCAUACCAAAAGGCUAUAAUGGAGGUUGGAGAAGUUAUUCAGUUCUAUGAUUCUGAUAAGCGAUUUCCUGCUUGGGGCUUUGGAGGAAAGAUACCUGGUGGUACCAUAUCUCACUGUUUUAAUCUUAAUGGGAGUCCAAGUAGCUCUGAGGUGGUAGGAGUUGAAGGCAUAAUGGAUGCUUAUGCUGGUGCUUUACGCAGUGUCAGUCUAUCAGGACCCACUUUAUUUGGCCCAGUUAUCAACAUGGCUGCAAAAAUGGCUGCAGAGUCCCUUUCAUCAUAUAACAGCACCAAAUACUUUGUAUUGCUUAUCAUAACGGAUGGAGUUGUUACGGAUCUUCAAGAAACAAUAAAUGCUAUAGUUAAAGCAUCUGAUCUUCCUCUAUCGAUUCUUAUAGUUGGUGUUGGAAACGCUAAUUUCACAAGCAUGGAGGUACUGGAUGCUGAUAAUGGACGUAGGUUAGAAAGUUCUACUGGUCGUGUAGCUACACGAGAUAUAGUACAGUUUGUCCCCAUUACAGAAGUACAAAGCGGACAUAUCUCAGCUGUUCAAGCUCUUCUAGAAGAACUACCUGAUCAAUUUUUGACUUUCAUGAGAAGCAGAGAUAUCUCACCAUUUCCUUCUCAUUUCCCUCACUCAUCCUCUUAGCGACUACUAACCUUUUUUCUCUAUAGAUAGUUAAUCCACAACUCCUAAGAUUUUAAGUGGUACAUUUUUUGUGUUGGUGAAGACGAAAGUUCAGGUUUCAAUAUAUUAGCAUGCUUUCAUUCAUUCAAAGGAACUGUACAUAGAAGCAUGAAUCUCCGAUAUAUGUGGCAAUGUUGAAUGUAGAAAGUAGUAAUUCAUGUUACUUCUAUUUUAUGUUAGCUAGCCUUUAGUUUACAUUUAGUUAUUUCAGCUUCCAGUUGCUCUUCUUUUUUUCCCGAUUUGUGUAUAAUUUAUGUACCAUUCAUUGCUGAAAAUAAGAAUGGUUUACUUCAAUAUUCA